Molecule: messenger RNA, 616 nt
Organism: Paramuricea clavata
Lineage: Eukaryota; Metazoa; Cnidaria; Anthozoa; Malacalcyonacea; Plexauridae
Source: the annotation of a GenBank genome assembly
AUGGCUAUGGCAGCUGCCCCAAACUGGCGUUCAGUUUUUGUGUUCCUCACUGGAAACAUAAAGUACAGCACGCAAACAUACAACGUCCACUCGAAAUAAUUUGAAAAUUGUUUGAAAUAUCUCCAACGUUGGCUAUGCAUCUGGAAAGAAGUUAGAGAAUCGUCAAGCUAACUACUUAAAAUAUUUAGUUGAAAACGGUGAUGAUGAUGAUGUAUUAAUGAUGGUGAUGAUUAUGAUGGUAAUGAUUAUGAUCGUCGGGUGAUGAUGAUGAUGGUGGUGAUGAUGAUGGUGGUACGGUGAUGAUGGUAAUGAUGGUGGUGAUGAUGGUAAUGAUGGUAGUGAUGAUGGUGGUUAUGAUGGUGAUUAUGAUGGUUAUGAUGGUGGUGAUGAUGGUAAUGAUGGUGGUUAUGAUGGUAAUGAUGGUGGUGAUGAUGGUGGUUAUGAUGGUGAUUAUGAUGGUGAUUAUGAUGGUUAUGAUAGUGGUGAUGAUGGUAAUGAUGGUGGUGAUAAUGGUAAUGAUGGUGGUGAUGAUGGUAAUGAUGGUGGUGAUGAUGGUAAUGAUGGUGGUGAUGAUGGUCAUGGUGGUGGUGAUGAUGGUAAUGAUGGUGGUAGAUGA